Molecule: messenger RNA, 1967 nt
Organism: Corylus avellana
Lineage: Eukaryota; Viridiplantae; Streptophyta; Magnoliopsida; Fagales; Betulaceae
Product: diacylglycerol kinase 5
Biological process (GO): phospholipase C-activating G protein-coupled receptor signaling pathway
Cellular component (GO): membrane
Molecular function (GO): ATP-dependent diacylglycerol kinase activity
Source: RefSeq, a predicted model, not a curated record
CUUUCGAAAUAAAAGCUUUCUCAGCUACCAAAUCCCGCGGAAAGGCCCGACCGAAAACCAAAACCAAAUUUCCUUUCUUUUCAUAUAUAUAAACCUAAACUGCUAAGCAAUCAGCACCUUCGCGCUCCUUUCUCUCAUUUUUACCUAUUUUUCUAAGCAAAAGCGUGUAAUAACGAAGAAAAAGUUCAUUCUUAAAACUAUAAUUCAGAGUAAGAAUCGAAGAAUCGCUUGCGAUCCCAAACACUGUACUCAACGCUUUGAAUCUCUCGCUGUCUGUCUUCCUUUCGAGUAUAUCUCUACAGUUGGGAAGUGAUAAUGGGUGAUAUCAUAUCUGAUAAAACUAUGAAGGAAUUCUACAUUCCAAAUUACAUACUUGUACCUGGUUCAGAGGUCAAAAAUGCUUCACAUAUACCUGCUUGUCCUGUUAUAGUCUUCAUUAAUUCUAAAAGCGGGGGCCAGCUGGGAACAGAGCUUCUUGUUACAUAUCGUGCUCUUCUAAAUGAAAACCAGGUUUUUGAUUUGGGAGAAAUGGCUCCUGAUAAGGUGCUACACCAGCUCUAUGUUACUUUAGAAACUCUGAAGUACAGUGAAGACGUUUUGGCAGCUGAAAUUCAAAAAAAAUUGAGAAUAAUUGUUGCUGGUGGGGAUGGGACAGCGAGCUGGCUCCUUGGAGUAGUAAGUGAUCUCAAGCUACCGCAGCCACCUCCGAUUGCAACAGUACCGUUGGGAACUGGAAACAACAUACCAUUUUCUUUUGGCUGGGGAAAGAAAAAUCCAGGCACAGAUCGUCAAUCAGUGGAAUCAUUUUUGAACCAAGUAAAGACUGCAAAGGAAAUGAAAAUUGAUAGCUGGCAUAUUAUCAUGAGGAUGAGGGCUCCAAAAGAUGGAUCUUGUGACCCUAUUGCACCGCUUGAACUACCCCAUUCUUUGCACGCAUUUCAUCGUGUCUCCCUAACAGAUAAGCUGAAUAUGGAGGGUUACCACACCUUUCGUGGGGGAUUUUGGAACUACUUCAGCAUGGGAAUGGAUGCUCAAGUAUCAUAUGCAUUUCACUCUGAGAGAAAGUUACACCCAGAAAAAUUUAAAAGUCAAUUUGUUAAUCAGAGUACUUAUUUGAAGCUUGGAUGCACUCAAGGAUGGUUUUGUGCUUCUCUACUUCAUCCUUCUUCAAGGAACAUAGCACAGCUGACACAGGUUAAGAUCCUGAACAGACAAGGUCAGUGGGAGGAUCUUCACAUACCUCGCAGCAUCAGGUCUAUUGUUUGCCUCAACUUGCCCAGUUUUUCUGGUGGACUUAAUCCUUGGGGAACACCGAAAAGGAAGAAAUCAGAUGAUAGGGACCUCACUUCUCCAUUCAUUGAUGACGGCCUACUUGAGAUUGUCGGUUUCAGAAAUGCUUGGCAUGGGCUUGUUUUGCUUGCUCCAAAUGGACAUGGGACUCGUCUUGCACAGGCAAAGGGAAUCCGUUUUGAGUUUCGGAAGGGUUCAGCUGACCAUACAUUCAUGAGAAUUGAUGGGGAGCCAUGGAAACAACCCCUCCCAGUUGAUGAUGAUACCGUUGUGGUAGAAAUUUCUCACUUCGGCCAAGUGAACAUGCUUGCUACCGCACAUUGCCAAUCUAAAAGUAUAUACGACCCCACUUCACCUGUUAGUCACCGUGAUGAAGACGAGGAGAAUAGCACUGAAGAUUCCAUGGAAGAUUGGGGAGAGCGCAGGAAGUUUGGUGCAGCUGCUACUUUUAAAUUUCCGGAUGAGUUCGAUAUAUCUCAUCUCAGUUAAGUACCUUUGCAUGUAAAUCAUGCUUUGUCUCAGUCCAUUAGCCGUUAAAUUUUUAUAAUGUCUGUGAAGGAAUUGCAGUAGCCGUGGCCCAAUUAUGUCUACUGCAGCCACGUAGUGAUAUGCUGUAUGCUAUUGGCAGUGUAGAUUCUUGUAAACAAUUUUUCUCCAAUAGAAAUUUGAAAUCUUUU